Messenger RNA from Selaginella moellendorffii, 1022 nucleotides. Its product is annotated as peptidyl-prolyl cis-trans isomerase FKBP16-1, chloroplastic-like. Lineage: Eukaryota; Viridiplantae; Streptophyta; Lycopodiopsida; Selaginellales; Selaginellaceae. The record is from RefSeq and is a predicted model, not a curated record. Gene Ontology annotation, cellular component: thylakoid; chloroplast. The coding region runs from base 297 to 878 and encodes 193 amino acids. Gene Ontology annotation, molecular function: peptidyl-prolyl cis-trans isomerase activity. The transcript has 6 exons.
GCGCGAUCGGCGAUAACCCUAGGCCGAGGAGGAGGAGGAGGAAGAGGAGGAGCGGCGCCAUUGCCAGCGCCCGAUUGCUGCCAGUACCGCCGCGGCAUCGGAUCAUCGAAUGGUACUCGCAGCGACAUUCUAACUAGGCUAGCAAUUGGAGGGAUUGAAAAAAGCGAGGCCCCUAGGCAAGGGAGGACUUUCAACGAUAAAAUCGUGUUGGGUUUAUGGUAUGGCCCAUCUCAUCCAUCUUGCUCUUGGAAGAUCUACCAUGCCAACAACCAUUUUAGAGUUUAAUCUGGUUUUCUAUGACGACUUUGCUCCGUGCUCGCUGCUACUCCACUCAAUUCUACUGUCAAGCCCAAGAGAGUGUGAGGCGAACACGCAGAGAAAUCUUGUUCCUGGGCCAUGGAAUUGCGGCAGCUUCAGCGCUCUCACUGCCCUCUUCGCCGAGUGCCAGGAAGCUCUACACAAACUUGGAAGAGGCAAGGGAGGCCGGCGAAGCUCGUCGCGAGGAGAAAGAGAGAGCCCAGGGUCCAAUUAUAACUCUGCCAUCGGGAAUAAGAUUUAGAGAACUCGACGCUGGCUCGGGAAGAACAGUGGCCCCCGGCGAUGUCGUCUCGGUUCAAUACGUUAUAUAUCGAUUAAACGGCAUGUAUCUUGAUUCGCUGGGUUACGGGAACGAAGGCAAAGACGACGUUGGAGACGUUCUAACGUUCCAACUGGGUGGAAGAACAGUAAGAUGUUCCUCGAGCUGUAGAACUCGGCAUGGAAGGCAUGAAGCUCGGGGGAAAGCGGAGAAUUCUUGUCAAUCCAGACUUGGGCUGGACCCAAGAAUCAAUGCAGCCUCAGCCAACAACAGCCGCAGCUGGACGGAGGCUGAUGAAUAGCUUCCAGAAACCAUUGCUGUUCGAGAUCGAGCUGGUGAAGAUUAGUGACGGAACUUGAUCAUGAAAACCCAUGUAAAAGUUCAUCACGUUGUAUGUGCUUAGAAACAUUCUAUCCCGCAAACUCCAGCAUUGAAGUUCUACACA